Carcharodon carcharias (great white shark) is the source of this 2458-nucleotide messenger RNA. RefSeq names its product inositol polyphosphate-5-phosphatase Ka (gene inpp5ka). NCBI's taxonomy places the organism in Eukaryota, Metazoa, Chordata, Chondrichthyes, Lamniformes, Lamnidae. Gene Ontology annotation, cellular component: cytoplasm; plasma membrane; endoplasmic reticulum. The record is from RefSeq and is a predicted model, not a curated record. The transcript is spliced from 13 exons. Gene Ontology annotation, biological process: phosphatidylinositol dephosphorylation; negative regulation of insulin receptor signaling pathway; negative regulation of phosphatidylinositol 3-kinase/protein kinase B signal transduction. Bases 182 to 1570 code for a protein of 462 amino acids. Gene Ontology annotation, molecular function: inositol bisphosphate phosphatase activity; phosphatidylinositol-3,4,5-trisphosphate 5-phosphatase activity; phosphatidylinositol-4,5-bisphosphate 5-phosphatase activity.
GAUCCCUUUAAGAACGGGCUCUGUCUCUGCGGUUGGUUUUGAACGGGACGGCGGCCCUGAACUAGGAAAGGGGCAGAAGGUUUGGCCGGGGCGGGGGGAGGUGGGCCCCGGACGGAGACCGAGAGCAGGGCCGGCCGAGGGGCGGAUAAAGACCCAUCAGGAUCCACCCACAGGACUGAGGAUGGAGAGGUACCUUCCCGCUGAGGGUCUAAGUGUCGUGCAUGGAGCAAACAAAGUCAUCAAGUUUGGACUCCAUAUUGUGACCUGGAAUGUUGGAACAGCUGCUCCUCCUGAUGACGUCACCAGUUUGCUGCAUUUGGAUGUUCAUAUGCAAGAGCCGGACAUGUACAUCAUUGGUUUACAGGAACUGAAUUCGAAGCUGUCCUCAUUCCUCAUUGACAUGGCAUUUAAUGACCCCUGGACAAUCUUAUUCACAACCUCACUGGCUCCACUAGGCUACGUUAAGACAACCUCAGUCCGGAUGCAAGGUGUUCUGCUGCUGAUCUUUGUCAAGUGUUUGCACCUGCCUUAUAUCCGGAACCUGGAGACCAAUUACACCCGGACUGGCCUGUAUGGAUACUGGGGUAACAAAGGGGGUGUAGCUGUUCGCUUGUCCCUCUAUGGACACCUGAUCUGCUUCCUUAACUGUCACCUGCCUGCUCACUUGGAGAACACAAACCAGAGGCUGGACUCAUUCGGGCGGAUCCUGGACGUGCAGCAGUUCACUGGCAGGGAGGCACAGGCCAUCCUCGAUCAUGAUCUGGUCUUCUGGUUUGGGGAUCUCAACUUCCGCAUUGCUGAACACGGGCUGCAUUUCAUCCGGGAGUCCAUCACCAAGAAACGUUACCAGCUGUUGUGGGACAAGGACCAGCUGAACAGGGCUAAGAAGACUGAACCAGUCCUGAAUGGAUUCCUGGAGGGACAGCUCCUCUUCACACCCACGUACAAAUUCAACCUGAACUCUACGCUUUAUGAUACGAGUGAGAAGAAACGGAAACCGGCCUGGACAGAUCGGAUCCUUUGGAAAGUUAAAGAGUGCUCUCAGACUGAAGAGAGUGAGGCUCAAGCAUCGCACUCAAAGAAGCCCAUCAAUGUGAUUUUAAAUACCUAUGACAGCCAAAUGGAAUAUGGAAUCAGUGACCACAAGCCGGUGUUGGGAAUCUUUUGUCUGGAGUUUGAGAAGCGGAUCACUCAGGCCCUGGUGGAGUUGCAGCCUGAGGGUGAGUGGAAACCUGGGCGUGAUGCUCUCAUCUCCUACUGCAUGCUGGAUGAGUAUCCCAGCAGCACUUGGGACUGGAUUGGGCUGUACAAGAUUGGGUUCCGCAGUCACAGCGACUAUGUGACGUAUCUCUGGGUGAAGGACGAUGAGUUAAUGGUCAAUGACAACAUUUACCAGGUAUAUCUGAAUGGUGAAGAAAUUCCCAGCACAGGUGGGGAAUUUAUCCUGUGCUAUUACAGCAGCAACAUGCAGUCCAUUGUGGGAGUCAGCUGCCCCUUCCAGAUCAUGCUGGAAUGUGCCGGAAAUGCGCUGGAGGUUGCCAAUGGAAUGGACAUGUCACGUGACAGCUAAGCUCACAGUGACUUGGACACAUAUUGAGUGCCCGCUUGCUGGAUCACAUGCCUCUUCUUAUUGCCCACAGCAGCAGGAGCAGCCUCACCCCAUCUCUGCACCCACCUCCAACUUUAUUUCUGACUAUCUCGUCCUCUUGUCCUGCCCCAUGGCUUGUGCUGAGGUUGUGCCAGAGGCAAGCACAAAGAGCCAGGCUGCCAGACCACAGCAACCCUGCUCCGAAGGACUCCUGGUUCUUCGAUGUGUUGUCAUGGCGACAGCAGCGACUGGAUAUUCCAAGCCUGCGGAGCUGGGAGCUGGUGACCAGAGAUCCUCGUGCGUUCUCAUCAUCACUGUUCACCUGGGGCCACCCUUGUGUGCCAGUCUUGCUAUGCAGCUCCCCUUUCAACAUUUGAUAUUUGAGAAACAAUAGGACUUGUUGAAUCACAAUUUUUGCUUCCUCAGGAUUGCCUAAUGAAAAGAGCACAUCCUGAGCUCGGUGUGUUCAGGGGAGUGGUUACUAGUUAGUACAGCAGGUGAUGCUGCUCUUUCAAUGGCUCGUUGUGAUGGCUCUUCAUUACAACUCUCAAUGGUUAGACACGCUGAUUUUUUAAAAAAUUAAUUAUUUUAAUAUCUUCAUUGUCCUGUUACAGGAAUAUUUUUGUCCCAUAUUAAACCCAAGCUAAUUGAACCAGUUGGUUCUCUCCCUAUCCCUGUGCGUUAUCCCAAAUCUCUCAUUUGUGUUCUUUCUGUCUGUCUCCUUUGCGCUCUCCGUUAUUAUCUUCACCUAUCUCUCCCUCUCGUCUCUGCCUCUCCAUCUCUGCCUCUCCAUCUCUGCCUCUCCGUCUCUGCCUCUCCGUCUCUGUCUCUCCGUCUCUGUCUCUCCGUCUCUGUCUCUCCGUCUCCGUC